Galdieria sulphuraria is the source of this 738-nucleotide messenger RNA. RefSeq lists its product as uncharacterized. NCBI's taxonomy places the organism in Eukaryota, Rhodophyta, Bangiophyceae, Galdieriales, Galdieriaceae. The record is from RefSeq and is a predicted model, not a curated record. The coding region runs from base 18 to 575 and encodes 185 amino acids. The transcript has 2 exons.
AGAGUGGCCGAUUGGGAAUGGGCUCGCGCAAUUUUGAUUUGAAAAUUGCCAUUCUGGGUGUGGGGUGGGAAAGAAUGGGUAAAUUGGAAAUGGGAGAGAGUGGGGAAAUUGCCAGGGGAAAAUGGGUGGGGAAAGGGGCUAAUUUGGGCCAACCCCAAGGUGAUCGUGAUUUGGAAAUUGCCAUUGUGUGGUGGGCUGGGGAAGAAUGGGCCCAUUUGGAGAUGGGAGGGGAAAUUGCGAUGGGGGAAAAUGGGUGGGGAAAGGGGCCAAUUUGGGCCAACCACAAAGUUGAUCGUGAUUUUAAAAUUGCCAUUGUGGCGGGCUGGGGAAGAAUGGGUAAUUGGAAAUGGGAAAGAGUGGGGAAAUUGCGAUGGGGGAAAAUGAGUGGGAAAAGAGGUGUGAGGAAAUUGGAGAAGAGGGGCCAACCCAAAGGCGAUUGUGUUGAUUUGAAAAUUGCCAUUUGGGAUGCAGGGAAGAAUGGGACUGAGUGUGAAUUGAAAAUGUUGGGAGAAUCCAUCCAUACAGGAAGGGUGUUUGAAAAAUUCCAAUUCGAAAAGCAAAAGAUUGAAAUUUGAACCUUAGUUAUAUCUUAUGAGAUAGAAGUAGUAGAAAGUUCGAUUACAUGCUGUUUACAUACUGUUUCCAUGCUUUCAUAAUACAUUUUUACUCUAAAAUAAUCUUAUUAUUAAAUUUCUAAAGAAAAUAUAAUGACAAUUUAAUAUAGUUGAUUGAAACAUU